Anthostomella pinea is the source of this 462-nucleotide messenger RNA. The record is from the annotation of a GenBank genome assembly. Lineage: Eukaryota; Fungi; Ascomycota; Sordariomycetes; Xylariales; Xylariaceae.
AUGAUCUGGUCAACCACGAGCUUUUGGAGGGCUGUUGUCCUCGCCACCUUGGCUACCAAUGCCUUGGGCAUGAAGCUACACUUUGGAGAAGAUAUAACGGACGCCAGUGUUCAUUGGGACGACGACCCUUUUGAGAUGACAGUUGCACUCGGUCUAUAUAACAUCAAGCGCGUGAGCCGCGGUGCAGACAAAUUCAAAAUCGAGGAGAUGGACGGCCAUACCCUCUAUCUGUUCCCCAACAAGGCCAACGCGGCCAAGUUUAUAAAGGAUUUCCACAACAACCAAGCAAAGUAUGCUGCGGUUGCUGGCGAUGAAGGGUUUGAGGAGGCGGAGGAUGAUGAGGAAGACAACGAUUAUGUACCAUAUCCCCUAGGCGAUGAGGGUAUGGCUCUCGAAUUUCAUGCUGACGAGAAGAAUGGUCGCUACGACAAGUUUGCCGUCAUUGCCGACGUUGGGCAGUAG